UCUAUUUUCCUCAUUCUCCCAUUUUACAAAUCUAUCUUUCUCAGUUUUUAAUCCAACGUCUCCAAACAACUUUUCUCCUUCUCAUUUCUUUCUAUAAAUUGCAAAUAUACGUCAAGCUUUGAUUUCGCUCUGGUGCUCUCUCAUCUUCGACCUUCGUCUCUACAAGUUGAACGGAACCCUCGAAGAGUCACAGACAGGAAAUUGGGAAGUUAAUUUUUGAUCUGUUUGAUGGGUUGCCGUAGUUCGAAGGUAGCUAAAUCACCUAGUUAUGAGGAUCCCAUCAUUCUUGCUGCUGAGACACCUUUUUCUGUAAGUGAAGUAGAGGCCUUACAUCAGCUCUUUCAGAAAUUAAGCAACUCAAUUAUUCAAGAUGGACUCAUUCACAAGGAAGAAUUUCAGCUUGCACUUUUCAAGAAUAGAAACAGAAGGAAUCUGUUUGCUGACAGGAUUUUCGAUUUAUUUGAUCUCAAGCGCAAUGGGGUUAUUGAGUUUGGGGAAUUUGUGCGAUCACUAGGUGUUUUUCACCCAAAUGCACCAAUAGAAGACAAAAUCAAAUUUGCUUUUAGGUUGUAUGAUCUGAGGCAGACAGGGUAUAUUGAACGAGAGGAGCUGAAAGAGAUGAUAUCAGCAAUACUGCAUGAAUCUGAGCUCAUACUUUCUGAUGACGUCAUCGAAACCAUAGUGGAUAAGACAUUUAACGAUGCUGAUACAAAAGGUGAUGGAAAGAUUGAUCAAGACGAAUGGAAAGAAUUUGCGUUCAAAUAUCCAUCUUUAUUGAAGAACAUGACCCUACCAUAUCUAAAGGACAUAACCUUGGCAUUUCCCAGCUUUAUUGAAAAAUCAGAUGUGGAUGACUUAGAAACGUGAGAUUUACAGGUUUUACUGGGGUUGCUUUUGUCUCCAGGAAUGGUUAGUGCUGAUUAUAAGGCGAGACCUUUCCUGGGUGGUGAUGAGUUUUACCUGUGAAACUUGCAAUCUCAUGAAGCUAUCUGAUAUAUCUAUCAAGUAAGCCUUGCUUCAGCAUGUCACUGAAUCUAUCUCGCCGUCUAAUAAAUGGUGUGGUGCAAUGGUUUUGUUCUUCUAAUGCAAGGCUGUCGUACGCUAUCCUGCAUCCGGGAGAGCAGAAGACGACCAAGGUUGAUCAACCUUCUUGCUUUUAAUGGUUUGCAGUAUCGGAUUCGUACGAGGGCGGUUUGACUCGUACACUGAACAAUGUUACGUCCUAAGAUUCCAGAGCUAUCACGAAACCGUCUUCAGUACUGGAAACAUUGAUGAUUAUGAUCAAUUUCCCCUGCUGUUCGUAUUUUACUAUGCAUCUAAACUACAUAGCAUUUUUUUCAAGUAGAUAUUUUUCUGUGGCAACACGUGGCAUGAUGCAGCAUGCGGGGAAGAUGGGAGUUCUUUGCAGAGACCUUUUUUGACCAACAUUCAUGGCAGUUUUUUAGCCUCUUGAGAAGAUGUAAUGCCACCUUAGGACAAUUAUUAUAUUCUUAUAUGUAUAUAGAUGAUGCAUAGAGGAUCGAGCUUUGAGUGUUAAUAAACAUGAACUUUUCAGUUAAUGUCAUGUGAUUUUUCUUUAA
Neltuma alba is the source of this 1580-nucleotide messenger RNA. Its product is annotated as calcineurin B-like protein 4. Gene Ontology annotation, biological process: calcium-mediated signaling. The transcript is spliced from 9 exons. The record is from RefSeq and is a predicted model, not a curated record. Lineage: Eukaryota; Viridiplantae; Streptophyta; Magnoliopsida; Fabales; Fabaceae. Gene Ontology annotation, molecular function: calcium ion binding; kinase binding. Bases 229 to 867 code for a protein of 212 amino acids.